AUGGGAUGUUGUGGCAGCAGCAGCCGCAGCAGCCUCGUACGGAAGGGUGGUGUACUACUCACACGUGAUGAUUCGGAGGAUUGGUCUGUGCCUAGUGUCGUCCAUCUAGAGCUCACCAUCAAAGACCCCUUAAAGACCUAUUCUGGUGGUAACGGUUGCAUCGCCGAGCCCACGAAAUGGAGCGAGGAAAUGUUUGAGGAGAAACUGGCCAAUCGCCGUCGUGACCGAGCGCAGUCAAUGCAGUCGAACAGAGGUGGUGACGACUGCACUACACGUUCCGCGCGAGGCUGCUCUCGAUGUGACACCAACAGGAGUGUCACCAUCUUGGGUGAUCGGCAAUCUAAUCAGGAAAACAAACAUACUCCCACAUUAAUUCGGUAA
This is a messenger RNA of Perkinsus marinus ATCC 50983, 381 nucleotides long. RefSeq lists its product as hypothetical. Lineage: Eukaryota; Perkinsozoa; Perkinsida; Perkinsidae. The transcript is spliced from 5 exons. The record is from RefSeq and is a predicted model, not a curated record. Bases 1 to 381 code for a protein of 126 amino acids.